AUAAUUCUGCUUCACCUCUCUGCAAUGCACAGGUUUAAUAGUCAUGCUUUAGGGCUUUUUGGAGGUGUUCAUUUGGAAUUUGCUUCCCGUUGCAAUCAGCGAAUGUGCAGUUUCAGGCACCAAAGCGUAGUGUAGUGAUGUGAUGAGGCGUUGUGAUGUUAACUGGAACUGGCACCAUUCUCAAUCCAGACCGUUAUGUAGGCGACCCACUCGAGUUUACCGUCCAUUACGGCUAUGAGCCCUAAAAUAUUAGCUAAAUUAGUGUAAUUACCUCUCAGAUUAUCAUCCAAAGCGCUCUUUUCUUCCAUCCUUUAUUCUAAUUUGCAGUGGUUCUCUUCGUAUUUAAGUUUUGCGCCGCAUUUUGAUUAGGGUUCAUCGCCUUUGGGUUUCGAUCAUGUCUUCCUUACAUCAUCUGCGGACUACCGAAAGAGUCGUGUGCAUGCAUAGCGAUCAGGAGAUUCAUACGUACUCAUUGUAUAUCUUAUGGUAUUCCUGUAAUUGUCGAAUUUACUUGUCCAAAAAGCAGAGAGAGAGCACAUGCUUAGAAUUGUAGCCUCAUCUGUUAAUGUGAAACCAUUGAAUUGCAAAAUAAAAUUGGAUCUCAGCAGCAAUAGACCUUGCAUUUCCAACGCUUGAACGUCGGUGAAGCCACUUUUUGGUAAUUCUCUGCUCGUCAACUUGGUCACGUGUUUCCUUAACGAAUAAACCCGACAAUGCUCGGGUAAUGUUGUACACUUGUGACAGGGGUUCAUGAUUAUCUCCGAAUGCUCUUUGAACAACAGUGUUCAAAUGAUCGACUUCUGAAAUUGUCUCCAGAGUGCUUUGGGAACCCCGCUGGCGUGCUUACAUCCUGGAUUUAGUCACGUGCUUAUCAGAUUUAGAGUAUUUUCACAAGUCUUUUGUCGAAUUUUCUUGCUUACCAAAUUAUUGCGUUGCAUGAUCUGGAUUCUACCCUGCUGUAAUUCCUUACUUAUGUGUUGCACUUUUGUCAAGGUUUAUUGCUUUUCGCCCGCCUACAUUGCUGGUUUAAGUUUCCAGUAGCUCAGCCUUGUAUACUCUGUUUAUUUCUUCCCAUCAAUCAAAAAGAACCUAAACUGAAUUGUUUCUUUGCUUUUAGUCUAUGACAUGUGGCAUUCCUUCGAAAAGACAAUGUUGCAACUUCGAUUCGCAGUUGAAUAGGACGAGAAAGAAUCUGUCAAGAGGGUAUAGCAACUCGUAGAACGAACGAAUGUGCUUCAAAAUACCAUUGAGAGCUCAGUAAAGUUUGGACUCUUUCGAUUGUCUGUUGAUGUUAGGGAACUAUCUUCAGCGUGCAAGGAUUGAACAAAAGACGAGGAAAUUGUUGGAAUUGAGUAGUUCAGUCUGUCUUGUGGGGAAGGAUUCUAUCAUGGACCCCGAAGAGGAUACCGCUGGUAGUGGGUUACAAAUGCUCUUGGACAGGUGGAAGCUGCAGGAAGAACAGUUGCAAAUGUUCGAGGAAAGUUUGAAAGAGGUGAAUUGUUUUAUGACGAACAAAGAGGUUCAGGAAAACCCGGAUUCGAGUGUUCUCGAGGCAGUGACGCAGCAAUCUCUGCUUGUUUUUAACAAUGAUAUGCCAGGCGCAAUUGAUCAAGAUUCGACCUUUUGCCUGUCCUCUGCCCGAAGCAUUGCCUCGACUGAAGACGGCUUUGGGUACAAUCUGCGGAAACUCGGGCAACAUGCGGUAGAAGACACAGAUACGCUAGCUCCGACCAAGGAUGAUGAAUCAUUGGAGGAGUAUGAAAGGAGGAUUUGGGAAAUUGUUCGGAGGGAUGAAGACUUCUUAAAUGCCAACAUUGGCGAAGGAAGGAGUGCUUUUCCGCAGGAAGCUGCUUGCACAUCUUCGAAAGGCAUUGUGGAAAGAUUAAGCAGUGCAACGGCACUGUUGCCUGCGGAACAGUUGAAGGUCCUGAAAAUCGCUGUAGAUGUCGAAGAUAAAGAGCCAAGCCCGCGUAGAAGUUUCUUGGGAGCAAUGAAAAUGACGAGAUGCGGGGGGCAACGCGAAGCAUCUGCAUUUGAUAAACCCAACCCAUCCAUCAAAAUUGAGGGAGACGGAGCUGACAUUUCAAGAGCACAACUACUAGCACGUCUUGCCAAUGUGGUUGAUGAUUGUGAACAGAAACAACAAAUACCUAAUUUUAUGUUCGUUGAAGAGCUAAAAGAGAUAGUAACAGCACCAUUGGUAAAUAAAUGUUCUGAGACCAUUAGGGGAGCUUCUAACGUGGUGAACCUGGAGUCAGGGUCUUCAUCCAUAUGUGAUGAGGAAGGCAGCAGUCGCGACGAACUGUCCGAACAGAGAGCCAGGAUCGUGGAGGGGAUCAUGGCAGCUGAAGUCCAGAGGCAGAUGGAAAGAGAAAAACUACAGAUUCGCCGGAAUGAGGCUUUGAACCAAGAAGCAGCGGCAGUAGCGAACAUGGAGAAGUUUCUCAAAAAUCAGUUACAAAUUGAGCAAGAGGGGAAGCAGGGAGCCAUGGAACAAGAUGAUAAAUUGUGGCAGCAGAGAUAUGAGCAAGAGCAGAGGGUGUAUGAACUUCAGCGGGAGCUGGAGUUCAGUAACGCUACUCUCCGAAAAAUGACCGUCACUUGGGAAAUAUAUGAAGAGCCACCGGCGAAAACUAAAAAGUUGGAAGAGGAGGAAAAGAACACAACAGCGCAAAGGAUUGGAAGAGCUUUCAGGGAGCGGAAAAGAUGCAGAGAGCUCGUCUAUUGUUGUACUCUCAUCCAAAAAGUUUUCCGGGGAUUCCUCUCUCGGCGCAUAUUUCGGGAGCUUAAAGGUCAGAGAUCCAAGAUAUUUCUCCAGGAGAUACUCAAAUCUACGGCUAAGAAUCGCGAGGCUGCUUUUAAGAAUCUGGUACGGGUUUCUGAAAUAAGCAGUCCGGAGGAGUACGAAUCCGCCAUGGAAAGAGCAUUGUCAUUAGAUCUUGGAGAAGAAGUUGAAUUGAUACAAGAACGCAGAGAAGCUGCCAAGGUGGAAAUGAGCAACUGGUUGCGGCAGGUACCAGCUAGUUGUUUGGGAUCCAGAAGUCUGAUUGUUUCUGACAAGAUCAAAGAAGCUCGACGAUUAGGAUUGACGACAUUGGCAGAGGCAACACAGGCGAUUAUGUUAGAGAAAGAAAACAACAUAUUGACAGAAUUAGAGAUUUCAAUGAGGUCUGGUGCUCUGAAGGUUUUCCAUCAGUGUCAGCGAAAAUCUAAAUUUUUUGGUUUGGGAGAGCCCGUCGAAAAAUACUCUGCGGAAUUUAGGGAGAGGGUUGCCAUGGUGCAGAAACGGUUGAUGCAAGCGUCAGUCCGCAACUACGAAGCAAAUGUCUUGAACCUCUUACUGGAGGGAUCCGAUCUAGGUUUAGAAACAGAGGUAGCUGCAGUUGUAAGAAAUAUUCGCAGCCAAGUUUUAAGGUUUGCAAAGGGGUUGAUUGAAAAAAUUAGCAUCUUUAUCAGUAAAGGUGAUGGUUUUCUUGAAAAGUGGAGUGAACUUCAAUCUUGGGGUAAAGUCUUUGGAAUUGGAGAAGAUGUUUUGAAGUCUUUGAUGCAGGCAAUAGGAUGCAGUGUUCUUUUAGAGCACACAAAAGUAAAAAGGUCUUUAGUCGUAGUUCUUGAAUGUGACUUCAUGGGGCGUCCUGUUUGUUAUUCAUGUGAAACACAGAGUGCAAUACUCAACGUAAAAGACUUGGAGUUGAAGUAUUCUGAUUCGAACAUUGAAGCAAGUGAAUCGGUCAAAAGAAAAUUUUCAGGAUAUGUAACAAUUCCCUCUCUGGACACGUAUUCAAAAAGCUGGAAUAAAAUCGGCAAGCUGAAGAAUAGAUGGAAAAAUCACUGUUCUCAAGCGUUUCUGAAAACUUUGCCAUCUAAAAGGCGAGCUGAGCCUUUGGGAAUUUCCAAGACACAACAGGAUGUCGUUCUAAAAACCCAUCAUCAUCAAAGCGGCGCACACUAUACAAGAGAAGCUAUAGAUAUUAGUUCUGUUGAAGAAAAUGGAGUUGUGGACCAUGUUAUUGAUGGUGAUUAUUGGUACACCCUACGGCCACACUUGCGUGGGAUGGAAUCCUCGUCCAGCUGUACUCUUACGAGAAAAUUGCUGGAAUCAAGUGCACAUUGUAACCGAACCGGACUGCUGGGUGUCACGAAACUCAGCAUACCGCACAAGGAACUUACAUCCCUAGGCAUUGGGAUGCUCGGCCGAUGGUGCCCCAAGUUGCGGAUCUUCAUGAUCAAUGAGAACAGGCUCAGCACCCUCAAAGGAGCAUUUUAUGGUUGCGAGGGGUCAUUGGAGUAUGUCCUUGUCAAGGACAAUCUUCUUAAUGAUUUAGAGGGUUUAGAGUCCCUACAGAACCUGAAAGUUUUAUUUCUUGAGGGGAACUUCAUUUCCUGUAUUGGCUCAGGCACAGGCGUGCAAAUAGAUUCAGAGGAAAUGAAUGUUGCCGCAGCAAAAACAUCUGGAAGCAGUUGUUUAUCCACAACUCCACGCGCAUCGUGUAGGAGUUACCAAGGGACCCCAAGAAUUGCUGAAGUCAGAACUGAUUCUACUCGUCGUGAAUGUGUAACCUCUAGGGACACUAACAAGCAUCGUGCAAGUACCCUAUGGCCUAAGCUGGAGAAGCUGAGUUUGGGUAACAACAGGAUAUCCAGGAUAUGGGAAUUGGGUAGCCUUUUUCCAAAUCUGGAAGUUCUGGAUCUUAGAUCCAAUGAGCUUGUCACGCUCGGUGGAUAUGAAGGAAAGGGGCUUUCUGGCCUAAAACAUCUUCGACUUCUUGAUGUUGGGCAGAAUAAAAUCAAAGGCAGGAGUCUCUGGAACGGUUUGGGCCACUGCCAGUUAUUAGUGUCCUUGGUUGCCUCAAGGAAUCGGUUGACGGAGCUUCCUACCCACUUUGGCAGUGUGAUGCUUCGUGAAAUUUGGUUGAAUGGAAAUUGUAUACGACGCCUUGCAUGUAAAGCUUGGCUUCCUAAUCUGCAGCGGUUUUACUUGCAGGAUAACUUGAUCGACAAUCUCGAAUCCUUGUACGGUUGCCCCUCUCUUGAGGUACUUGACAUAUCCUUCAACAAUGUAUCACAGCUAACCCAACUAAAUCAUUUGGCAUCGCUUCGUCGGUUGCGGACACUUCAGAUGAAUGAUAACCCCAUCUCGGAUCAAGAAGAUCACGUUGGCAAGGUUUUGGAGGCAGUUCCUUGGCUAAUUGAACUUGACAAUGAGCUAGUUGAAGAUAGCUUUCGAGAGAAAGCAGUCCAGUCUAUUUUCUCGAAGAAUAUGGCGGUUGCGGGCAUUCGAUAUCUUGACGAAAAAAUAGCUCGUGCAGAAAGACCUUUUUUAUCGUUUGCAAACCCUAAAGACGUGACAAAACACUGGCUCGGAGGUUUCAGUGACCGAUCUGAUUCUAGCAAUCAAUCUGGACUUGCCAAACUAGAAGCAAACAAUAGGGAUAUAAUAGCGGUAAUGCAAGGUAAGGCAAAAUCAGCGGUUUUGUGGGCUGCUGUCUUUGACCUGCAUCGAAUAGCCGAAACUAAUCCCAUUUUAAGGACUCGUUUGAGUUGUGCAAUGGGGACUAACUUGCACCCUUUGGUUUCCCUUCCUUGUGAUACAAAUGAAGAGAACUGGAAUCACCUCGCCUUUCAGGAAAUGCUUGAAAGCCACAGGAAAAGUCAAUCAUGGUCGAAAGAAACCAGCCUGAGAAAGGAGUUUUUUGGGCAAGAAAGCAAGUCUGGACCUCAGAUGACGAAGGGAACCAACCUUAGUAAUGAAGGCAUCAUGAGUGUGUCUCACAAUGUUGAGCGGUACCUGUCAGAUCACUUGGAGGACGAAGACUUCAAGUACAAAAAUGUUUUCAAAGAGAAUCUGGAGUAUAAAGCUGAUAUUGAAGUUGAACUGUCGAGAGUCAGACGGUUGCAAGCUUUAGCAAGGGACAUGCUGACUAGGAAAAGGUUAAUAAAGAUGCAGAAGCUGGCUGUAGAUGUCCUUGCGCCACGAGAAGCACACACAGAAGCAGAGAGGCGGAGGUAUCAAAGCAGUGCACUAAGAAUUCAGGGCGCUUGGAGAAGAUGGGUACGAAGAAAAUUUAUGAUAUCAGUUGUUAAAUUGCAAGCCUACUGGAGAGGCAUUCGCACAAGGAAACGUUUUCGACAAGCUUUAAGCAAGCUCCAAUUCAUUGAUGAUGAUGAUUUCGAAUAUGUUGCUGUUGAUGAAAGCGAAUAUACCCUCGAUCCCACAGUAUUUGAGAAAAAUUUCAUACCCUCCAAAUUUCGAGUUUCCGUUGAGGCUUUGGUCUGUUUGACAAAGAGAUUUAACAUGGAAACAAGCUCUAAAGAAGAAAUUCAAGCCAAAAUAUCAAAUAAAGAGGGUUGUGGAUCAGGUUCAAGCGAGAAUAUCGACCCAUGGCUAACUCGGAGUGCUGAUAAGUUGCGAGGAACGGAAGUUGCAAUUCCAUAUGAUUUUAGUCAAAGCGAUGACAUGCGGAUACAAAAUGAAGAGAUGGAAACACCAAGCCAGUCGGUCAAACGAUUGUAUCGGAUGAAAAGUACUGGUUCUCGUUUCCAUCUACCCAAGAUAGAAGUCGCACCCACCACUGCAGCAACGCCACCACUUGACGCAUCCAAUUCUCUGAUAACAAGUGCAGGAGAGAUAAGCAUCGUAGUGCAGAAUGAAGUUUUUCAGAGAUCGCUAAAAGAAACACCACGAUGUGCAAUUGAAUCUGACCGAAAAGCUAAGGCACACCUCUGUGGAAAGGAAGUUCGAGCUGAGAAGAAGAAAACAACUAUAGCGGAGAUCGCUAAAGACUGGGGAUUUAAUGAUGAAAGGACAGCUGAGGCAUACAUGAAGUCCAGGACUAAGGUUAUGAAAAAGCUUGAAAAAGUUAAAGCUGUACAUCAAGGUGCACAAAGCCGAUUUGAGUUGUUCAAGGCCAGAUCAGAAGAAACUUUGGCCCACUCACCUCAGUGUGUACAUGUCAAAAAAACUGCCCAGCGACCAAGGAAGAUUAAGCAUGAGGUCAAAGAUGUCCCAGAUGAAGAUACAACCAGCUUGGAUAAGUUUCACGGCUGGAGCCCUUCUUCCGCUGCAGCCGAUGCAACUAACACUACUGGGCAUCAUCUACUGUUUAGUGGCGACGACACCAGAAAGCAUCCUUGUGUCUCUGUGCUCGCUGUUAGGAGGAGGGACAAUCGUAAUUGCCGACGAUGAUUCUACACGACACCAAAGGUGUUAAGCACGCUUAUCUUAUUUAAAUCCAAAGUGUAAUCACCUGACUCCAUGCGUAUAUCCGUUGCACAACGCGCAGUUUCGAAAUGAUGUUGCAUCAUGAAUGGUCGCAUACUUACUGAUCUUCUGCAGACCCUCAUGAGAUUGAGGAAUUCAAUUCGUCCUUGCUAAACAAUUUUCCGAGGCUAUCGACGCAAAGCAGAUAACAUAUGUGAUGAAUCUGCUCAUGAAAACCUGAAGCAACCGGGAGAAUAAGUUAUAAUCAAUAAUUGUCUUAUUAGUGUAACCUUCAAACUGGAUACUUGUGAGUUGUUUAAAGCCCCCUCUUCUGGGUUUAAGGGCGUGAAUUGUCAAAUAUUAAACACACAAUUGUGUAUGGUCAUCUGAGGGAUACAUGUUAGACUGAAGAUCUUGUACUAAUAUACUUGAAACAUUGACAUUUGGAA
Molecule: messenger RNA, 7650 nt
Organism: Physcomitrium patens
Lineage: Eukaryota; Viridiplantae; Streptophyta; Bryopsida; Funariales; Funariaceae
Cellular component (GO): cytoplasm
Molecular function (GO): protein binding
Source: RefSeq, a predicted model, not a curated record